This is a messenger RNA of Drosophila teissieri, 5904 nucleotides long. RefSeq lists its product as uncharacterized. Gene Ontology annotation, molecular function: zinc ion binding; nucleic acid binding. Gene Ontology annotation, biological process: DNA integration. Bases 1 to 5904 code for a protein of 1967 amino acids. The transcript is spliced from 3 exons. The record is from RefSeq and is a predicted model, not a curated record. Lineage: Eukaryota; Metazoa; Arthropoda; Insecta; Diptera; Drosophilidae.
AUGGUUAAUGGUUACCGCAAUAAUGGAAAUAGUGCCGGUUAUAAUGGCAAUAAUAGAGGCCGCAAUAAUGUAAACAGAGGCCGUAACAACAACAACCAAAAUAACUAUAACGGCAAUAAUGCCAAUGUACGAGUAACCCAGGAUCAGGGAAACUCGCAACAGCCCUUAGCCAGCGACAAGGAGACGCAAGAAGCGUCAUUUGUGGAGACCGCAGCCAGCGGUCAGAAGGCGCAAGGAGCGCCAAGCAUCCGUGGCCGCAGCCAGCGGCACGAGGCGUCAGAGACGCCAUUUUGGACGCGCAGAGGCGCCGCCAUUUUGGAGCUGGGGAAGAUGCAGCAUUCUCCCAGGAAGAGUGCCCGGCUGAACGGAGGGGAAGCCACCCCUAUAACAACAGUGAGUCAACAGCCAGCCAGUAGUGGAGCAGGAACUCGGACGCGGGUGAACAUCACGGCGGCGUCGAUUCCUUGCCCGGCCACUACGGUGACUACAGUAGCUUCCCAACCUAGAAGUACUGCUGUCACAGCUGCGAGUUCAGUACUGGAGGUGAACCAGCCCCUCGCGUUGGAACUCAUGGAGAGGAUCGCAGCGUUGGAGAGGGAGCUGGAGAAGGCUAGAUCCCUGGAAAGUGUGAGCACCGCCAAUUGCGCGCCAACCGCAGUUGGCCCAAGCGCAGUUGGCGCCAACAGUGGAACGUCGGGGCGGGCGCCAUUUUGGAGCGGCCAGCCAAUACCCACAUCUAACGGAGAGGCCUUACAUAACGGGGUCGGGUCGGUGCCAUACAACGGUGACGGUGCGAGCGGUGCGGCCUGCACGCUGCCGCCAUCUUCGAGUGGACCGCCAUUGCUAACGACUAGCAACUAUUUUGUGGAGCCACUGUGUGCAACAGGUACUGCGCAGCCAGCGCAUGGACUCGUGCUACCGGGCGUGAGCAUCCACAAUGCGGCAACAGCACUUGUCGGAUCCUACGCCGCGACGACGUCGAGUGGAAUCCAGGGAGCAUAUGGGCCAAGGAAGCUUCCGGACUUGCCAAUAUUUGGAGGGCAGCCCGAGGAUUGGCCGAUCUUCAGCUGUGCGUUCGUGGAGACGACUCGAGCGUACAACUGCACGGACCUGGAGAACAACCAGAGGUUGUUGAAGGCGCUGAAGGAUGAAGCGCGCGAGGCAGUGAAGGCGCUAUUGAUUCAUCCAGGGAAUGUCAGCGCCGUGAUGGAGCAGCUGCGCUUUAGGUUCGGCCGACCGGAGCAGCUUAUACGCAGCCAGCUCAACAACGUGCGAGAGGUGCAGCCAAUUUCGGAGCACAAUUUGGCGAAGAUCAUUCCCUUCGCAACCCGAGUGAGUAACCUCGCGGCCUUAUUGCAGUCAGCGAAGGCGGAGCAGCACCUGGGGAACCCAACCCUCAUGGAGGAGCUUGUGGCCAAGCUGCCAACGAGCAGGCGAGUGGACUGGGCAAGGCAUGCUGCAACGAUUGCGCCCUUUCCCACUGUAGUCCACUUCAGCGCGUGGCUACAGGAGUACGCAAACGUGGUGUGCACGGUUUUGGACGUCGAGGGAAAGGAGCCGAGGCGUCGACUUCUACAUGCAAGCGUCGACCAUAAUGAAUGCGAUCAACAGGAUGAUCGGCAUGGAGGUUGUCCGAUCUGUGGAGGACAGCAUGGAAUAUUGAACUGCAGAGAAUUUAUUGGAGCUUCGCCACAGGAAAGGUGGAGCAAUGUGAAGAGGCAUCGGCUCUGCUUCAAUUGCCUGCGAAGCGGGCACAUGGCUAGAUCCUGCUAUACGCAAGGUGAGUGCCAGAUUAAUGGAUGCCGAAGGGAGCAUCACCGUCUGCCACAUGGUGCGGACGAGGAGCGAAGGCCGCUGCAGCGAGGUGGCUUCAGACGCCACGAAGGGAACCAGCAGCCAGCAGUUUCCAGAUGCAGCCCGGCCAGGAGGCCUUCGCUACGAGGUGGUCACAGGGACCAGGAGAGGAACCGGCAGCCAGCCGUUCCCAGCAACAGCCUGGAGAGAGGAGCUCCGCGUGAAGCGGGAGCGCCCAUGCAGAGGAAUUUGAGCUGCGUUGACGCCGAAGGAGGCCGUCUACUGUUCCGUAUACUGCCGGUUACGCUGUACGGAGCGGGGCGAAAGGUGGAUACGUAUGCGCUCCUAGAUGAGGGAUCCUUCGUCACGAUGAUCGACGACGAGCUACUAAGGGAUCUUGGAGUGCAAGGAGAGCGUUGGCAGCUAAAUAUCCAAUGGUUUGGAGGUAAGGCAACCAGAGAGCCUACCAACGUGGUGAGUCUGAAGAUAAGUGGAGUUGGAAAGCCCACUCGCCAUGUAUUGAAAAACGUUUAUGCCGUUUCGAGUUUGAGUUUGCCGAUGCAGACAUUGAGCCGACGAGAUGUCCAGGGCGUGCACAGGGAUGCGCGUCUGCCGAUGAAGCCUUACAGCAACGUGGUGCCGAAGCUGCUCAUCGGCCUGGAUCACGGACAUCUGGGGUUGCCACUUAGGACGAGGCGGUUCGCUCGAGAGGGACCGUAUGCGGCCGCAACCGAGCUGGGCUGGGUUGUGUUUGGGCCUGUAAGUGGGCAACCGACCACGCCGUCACCGAGGUCCUGCCUACUUGCCGUGUCAGUGGAUGACGCGGUGGAAAAGAUGGUGGAGGACUACUUCGACAUGAAGCCCGCGCCGCCGGUCGCAGCCAGCGACGAUGUUCGGGCCCAAAGGAUACUCGAAGACACCACGGUGAAAGUGGGGCGUCGCUACCAGACGGGAUUACUCUGGAAGGACGACCACGUUGUGCUGCCACCGAGCUAUGAGAUGGCGUACAGGAGGCUGGUCAACGUCGAGAAGAAGAUGAAGCGCAACAAGCCGUUGGCGCAGGAAUACGAUCGGAUUAUAAAGGAUUACGUGUCUAAAGGAUACGCGAGGAGGCUGCAGCCGGAGGAGGUCGCGGUAAGGAGCGAUCGCCUAUGGUAUUUGCCACAUUUUGGUGUCGAAAACCCAAACAAGCCCGGCAAGGUACGGCUUGUGUUUGAUGCUGCAGCCAAAGUUGGAGGAACCUCGCUAAACUGGGAGCUGGACAAAGGGCCUCAGCACUAUAAGCCUUUGCCAGCUGUGCUCUUUCAUUUCAGAGAGGGAGCCGUCGGAGUCUGCGGUGACAUUAAGGAGAUGUUCCACCAAGUGCUGAUCCGACCCGAGGAUAGAUGUUCCCAACGAUUCCUCUGGAGAGAUGGCGACGACGAGAGAGACCCGGAUGUCUAUGAGAUGAACGUAAUGACGUUUGGAGCAGCCUGUACGCCGAGCGCUGCGCAUUACGUGAAGACUAUGAAUGCCCUGAAUUUCGCUACAGAGAGCGAGGCUAUCAGCGUAUCUACCCGAGUGAAGGAGAUACACAAGGAUGCUGGAUUCGAAUUAUGCCAGUUUUCAUCCAGCUCACCCACCGUGGAGACGGCUUUAGGACCUGGUCGAGUCAAGAGCGUCGGAUGGGGUGAGGCUGAAGAGAAGAUCCUCGGAAUGCGUUGGCAAGUAGCAACAGAUGACUUCAGAUUCAACGUGGAGUAUCAUCGAGUGCCAAGCAGCGUCCUGAGUGGAGAUCGAGUCCCUACGAAGAGGGAAUAUUUGAGCCUGGUGAUGUCAACGUUUGAUCCCCUGGGAUUCCUGUGCUGCCUCAUGGUUACAGCGAAGCUGCUGCUGCGAGAGUUUUGGAGGCAGAAGAUCCAGUGGGACGAACCACUACCGGAGGAGUUAAGCAAAGCCUUUGCGAUUUGGCGCAAAGAGAUGGACGCCGUGGGACAGUUCCGAUGUCCGCGCCAUUAUUUUGGGCGUGGAGCAGUCCGGGCCGUAGAGUUGCACGUCUUCGUGGAUGCUAGUCAGGCAGCAUUCGCGGCGGUGGCCUAUUGGAGGGUCACAUAUGAGGACGACGACGUGCAGGUGAGCUUCGUGAGUGCGAAGACGAAGUGUGCCCCAAUGAGAACGAUGACGAUCCCACGGCUGGAGCUGCAGGCAGCAGUUCUUGGAACCAGGCUGAUGAACACUGUCAAGGAGGAGCACAGUGUGGUCAUCACGGACCUGGUGUUAUGGACGGACUCUAAGACGGUGCUGAGAUGGAUCGGCAGCACCCACCGCCGGUAUAAGCAGUUUGUUGGCAAACGAGUGGCGGAGAUUUUGGAGUCGUCGAAGGUUUCCCCAGCCGACAAUGCGGCUGAUGAUGCGACGCGGUCGCAGAAAGGAGUCGACCUUAGCCAGGAAUCAAGGUGGCUAAGAGGACCUGCAUUUUUGAGGCAGCCAGCAGCCAGCUGGCCGGGGCCUGAGGAAGGAACUGAGCGUGUUCCAGAUGCCCCUGAUGAAGAAGAGAUGCCCAGUGAGUUUGCAUUACUUGCGGCAGACGAUUUUGUUAUUCCGUUUCAGAGAUUCUCGAGCUUCAGUCGCCUGGUGAGGACCACAGCCUGGGUCCUACGGUUUGCGCGCUGGUGCCGCAAACAGCGAAACGAGCUCGAGGAAUACGGCCAUACUGCAGCAGAAUGUAAGGCCGCGGAGAACCUGUUGGUCAGACAGGCACAAUUGGAGUCGUUCCCCGACGAGAUGAGGUCGGCGGAAACUGGACAGGACGUCGCUAGAUCGAGCGACAUUCGAGGGUUGGUGCCCUACCUAGACGAGAACGGGAUUCUGCGAGCUCACGGCAGAAUUGAUGCCGCACUGUGCAUGCCGUACAGUGCGAGGAGGCCCGUAUUACUGUCACACAGGCACAGUCUGACAGAGCUGAUUGUGAGAGACUUCCACGCCAGGAUGAAGCAUCAAAAUGUGGAUGCUACGAUUGCGGAGAUCCGGACAAAGUUCUGGGUCACAAAGAUGAGGCAUGUGAUGCGGAGAGUCAUCUCAUCGUGCAACGAGUGCAAGUUGCAGCGAGCGCGGCCGAUGCCGCCGAUAAUGGGACCCCAUCCGGAAGACAGACUGGAUGCGGGUGGAUGGCCAUUCAAAUACACAGGACUGGACUACUUUGGGCCACUGCUGGUGACUGUGUCCCGUCACAAGGAGAAGCGUUGGGUCGCCUUGUUUACGUGUUUGACGACAAGGGCGAUUGACCUGGAGCUGGCGCAUGACCUGUCGACGGAUUCCUGCAUAAUUGCGAUCAGGAACUUCGUCUGCCGUAGAGGGCCAGUAUAUAGACUGCGCAGCGAUAACGGCAAGAACUUCGUGGGAGCUGACAGGGAAGCCAGGCGCUUUGGUGACGUAUUCGAGAUGGAGAAGCUUCAGAGUGAGUUGUCAAGCAGAAGCAUUGAAUGGGUUUUUAAUUGUCCAGCGAACCCGUCUGAGGGCGGAGUUUGGGAGCGCAUGGUGCAGUGCGUCAAGAGAGUACUGCGUCAUACCCUGAAGGAAGUUGCGCCGAGGGACCAUGUAUUGGAGAGUUUCCUGAUUGAGGCGGAGAAUAUUGUAAACUCGCGUCCGCUCACCCACUUGCCUGUGGAUGCGGACCAGGAGGCGCCGUUGACGCCAAACGAUCUACUCAAGGGAGUAGCCAAUCUGCCGGAUACGCCUGGAUUGGAUGCGGAGCUUGGUUCUACGAGGAAGCAGUGGAGGAUUGCUCGCCUGCUACGAGACCGUUUCUGGAGGAGGUGGGUCAUGGAGUACCUGCCUACGCUUGUGCGCCGCGAGAAGUGGUGCCGCCGAACGGAGCCCAUCCACCAGGGUGAUAUGGUCUUCGUCUGCGAUGCUGCCUUGGCCCGACGAGAGUGGCGCAAGGGCAUCGUGGAGGAGAUCUACAGCGGAGCUGAUGGAGUCGUCAGACGCGCUAAGGUGCGCGUGAACGACAACGGCCUAUCUAGGACAAUGAUGCGACCCGUCUCUAAACUUGCAGUUUUGGAUUUGAGUGAAGAGGUUCUUCACGGGGUCGGGGAUGUCGCGGAUCGAAUAUUGUUAUCGAUAGGCUAG